ACAACAUAAUAUUGUAACCUGGCGAGAUAACGACAUUAAGUGAACCAAAUUUACCACAUUUAGAGCUGUGACUUGUAAGCUUGUAACAAUCCUACGAUACAUAAAAAUGGCGACAACAUAUGGUCGACAGAUAUCAACACUCAUUCAGCAUCGCUCUGAACGACCACACACUACUUCUGCUACUUCAGAGCGAACGCUUCGCGCUAUUGGAAGAGUUGGACAAGCUGUUAAUUUAGCUGUCGAACGAUUUGUUACUGUUGGCGAAACGAUAGCUGAUGACAAUCCGGAUAUUAAGCAAGACAUGUAUGAAGCUUGUAAAGAAGCGAGAGCAGCAGGAUCUUCAAUUGAACGUUUAUGUGAUGUUGCAGCAAGUGAUCCGACUGGCUAUGCUCAACUUGACGACCGGGGGCCGAUGGUGAGAGCAGCAAGAGCUCUGCUAGGCUCUGUCACUCGUGUAUUAUUAUUGGCAGAUAUUGUUGUAGUUAAGCAGUUACUAUUAGCCAAAGAUAGAAUAACAAGAACUUUAGGUAGACUAGAAUCGGUAGCAACCUUUACAGAAUUCGUUAAGGCAUUCUCCGUUUUUGGUGCAGAAAUGGUUGAAUUAGCUCAUAUAACAGGGGACAGACAGAACGAUUUGAAGGAUGAACGAAGGCGAGCACAAAUGACAGCUGCCAGAUUAGUAUUAGAGAGAUCUACUAUGAUGUUGCUUACAUCUUCAAAAACAAGUCUGAGACAUCCUGAAUGUACAUAUUCCAAAGAAAACCGUGAUACGGUAUUUUGCCAAAUGAGAAGGGCUAUGGACUUAAUUCAUUACGUUGUGAAAGACGGCGUAUUAGAAACUUCAAAUGAAAGAAACGUAUCGAGACAACAGACUAUUGAAUGGGACUCAGAGCGAGCUACAGCGUUUACAUGCUUAAAACAUUUUUCAAGACUUGUUGAAAUGGCUCCACCUCGUUUUGAUCGAGCACCAAAUCAAGCAGCAUCUUCCUUGCCAUCAUCUUCAUCAUCGACAGCUCAAGGAACUGUAAAUGUCAAUGCCACCAAUAUUGAUAAGGACGCAAACAUAGAGCGAAGAGAACGUGAACGAGAGCUCAUGCGCAGUAAUAGCGAGAGAGAUCGUAGUACAAAUAGUCAUCCCAGAGAAGUGCCAAGAGAAGCGAAUGAUCUGCAUCGUGAUGUGAGUUUGGCAAAGUUUAGUUGUCGUGGAGAGGCUGCAAUCUCAAUAUUUCUUGUGGAUACACGAGAGAAAUUAAUUUCAGCUUUAGAUAAAGUCUGUGAACGAAUUCAAGAUUUUACUGAUUCCGCUUAUACAACGCAUGAACAUCGUGAAAAUAUUCUUUUAUUAUGCGAUCGCGCUAAGUUAGAACUAAAUCAAUUACUUCGAAUUGCUGUAAACAUGGAGCAGCAUCCCAACUCGUCAUUUGACAUUGAUUCAUGUGUGGAUAGUGUGCUUAAUGCAGCACAAGAUUUAAUUAAUCAAUUGAUCUUAACAGCACAAGAUCAAGCAUCUGAUUUGCCUCAUAUGACAAAGUCAGGUAUCGAAUUGGUUAAUUUGCUCAGGAACAUUGCCUUAAAUCAUGAAAUCGAUAGGCUACAGAAUAGUGCGGAUCGUUUUCAUGAACAUAUCGAUCACAUGUUGGAAAUUUGUAAACUUUUGAGACACAUCGCAAUGACUGAGACGUUGCAAGUGCAAGCAAAAUUUUCCGAAAUUAAUGUGAGAAUUUAUGGACCGCAAGUGAUAACAGCAUCGAAAGCUUUAUGUUCUUAUCCGAGUAGUAAAGCGAUGAAAGAAAAUUUAGAAGUAUUCAUGGAUAUGUGGCAGUGGCUGAUAACCGACAUUUCCGCAAUAUCUAAAGAUAUUUUAGAUUUAGCACAAGCAGUUUUGAAGCCUGACAAGCAAGGUUAUCUGAGUCUCCCUCGUCCCGGGAAACAUGGGACGACAUCAAAGCCCCUAAAACCAUCAAGACUAGACACGGAAGAGCAAGAAAAGAUUGCAAAAAGUGGACUCGAAAUGAAAAUGGUAACCAAUGAAAUGGAUGCCGAGACUGACAAAUGGAAUAGUACAAUGAAUGAUGAAAAUAAUGAUAUUGUGAAAAGGGCAAAGAACAUGUCAGCGAUGGCUUUUUCAAUGUAUCAAUUUACGAAAGGGGAGGGAAGUUUGAGAACGACUCAAGAUUUGUUUACACAAGCCGAAUACUUUGCUGAAGAAGCGAAUCGACUUUAUAAAGUUGUUCGACAAUUUUCAUAUCAGGUCCCUGCAGGUCCACCGAAAAAAGAGCUUCUAGAUCAGCUUGAUAAAGUUCCAACUUAUGUGCAAACGCUUCAAUUUACUGUCAAAGAACCGACAGUUGGGAAGUCAGCGACAUUUGUGAAAGUCGACCAUGUUAUUCAAGAGACAAAGAAUCUUAUGAAUAUCAUAUCAAAAGUAGUUUCAACAUGCUUUGAUUGUGCGAAUAAGUAUAAACUGGAUUUCAGUGGUUUAUCUGGUCGUUCAACCUCUGGAAAUGCUCGUGACGAAGAAGGAAAUUCGGGCAUGCAAGGAUCCGAUUCAAAAGGAUCAGCAACUAGCGAAGGAAGUAUGUGACAGUACGGGAUGCGUCGCGGUAAAGGCGACGCCAGAAGAACCAGGGUCUCGUUUCUGUUAUUUUAAAUCUGAACAGUUCAGAAUUGUAAACGAAAACACCAUCAAGACUCUGAUGAACAAAAGCUUUGCUUUAAGCUUCUAUGGUGCUUACAAAUUAAGCAUGAAGGCAUUUUAAAAGCGAUCCAAAGCAUUUUGAAGCUUAUAUUUUUCAUGCAAUUGAGAAAACCAAAAUUGUGGCAAAAGAAGAAAAAAUAAUAAGAAUCAUUAAGUAUUAAGUAAUCAAUAAAUUCACAAUAUACUUAUGUAUUUACACAUAAUUGAGGUUAGUGAAUCAUUUCAUUCUUCAAAUUCCCUUUGCAUAUUCAUCUCGUGUUCUCUCGAAUAUAUUUACAUUUAAGUAGACAUUUAAUCGAAGAAAAUAAUUAAUAAAGAGUGAAUAAUUUUUUGUACCUGUUUCGAAUAAUGAAAAAUUGUAGAAUUCUUUUUACAAUUGGCCUGAAUUCGAUUUUGAUACCAUUCUUGUUUCUUUGAGACAUCAAAAAAAUAAAAAAGUUUUGAAAACAUUACGAAUGCAUAUAUGAUGUAUUUUUGUAGUUAGAUUUUUGUAGUGAAAGGUGAACAAUCAUCGAAUAUAUGAUUAUGCAAAACAAAAGAAAUAAAUAAUUUUAAGUAAUAAAUGAAAUUCUGAGUUUCGAAAUCGCGAUUAAUCAACCAUGAAGUAAUUGAAAAUAAAAAAAGUUCUGUGAAACUUUGAGAAGAACAAUCAUUAAUAGAAAUCAUAAAACUGUAAAGUUUUAGACGUUACUUAUCUGUAAAUGAUUUGGAAAAAGAGAAAUAAUAAUUAAUAAAAUCAAUCUGAAAUUCA
Messenger RNA from Clunio marinus, 3449 nucleotides. Lineage: Eukaryota; Metazoa; Arthropoda; Insecta; Diptera; Chironomidae. The record is from the annotation of a GenBank genome assembly.